Messenger RNA from Paralichthys olivaceus (Japanese flounder), 2743 nucleotides. It is a transcript of the gene znf366, whose product is annotated as zinc finger protein 366. Gene Ontology annotation, molecular function: DNA-binding transcription factor activity, RNA polymerase II-specific; RNA polymerase II cis-regulatory region sequence-specific DNA binding. NCBI's taxonomy places the organism in Eukaryota, Metazoa, Chordata, Actinopteri, Pleuronectiformes, Paralichthyidae. Gene Ontology annotation, biological process: regulation of DNA-templated transcription. The record is from RefSeq and is a predicted model, not a curated record.
AUGGAAGCAGAUAGAGUGAAUUUGUCUCCAAGAAGAAGUCCUCCUCUCAGAGAUGAACUCAGACCAGCACCCCAGCACAGUUUCUAUCUCAGUCCUCCUCCACUCUAUAUCAAACCCCCCAAAUUCUCCCUUCCCAGAUACCCCAGGCUCUCACCCACCACUGACACCUACAGCAUGUUCAGCUCACCGGCUUUCUUUCCCUUACUUGGCCCUGGUUACACUCCAAAGGAGGGAUCCCAGAAACGCAAAAGAACUCCUUUCAAAAUGGAUGCCCAAGGAGGUGAAUCACCUGACAGAGGAGAGGAGGAGGCAGGAGAGAGCAGCAGUAAGAAGACAGUAGACCUCUCCCACAUCCCCUUGUCUCUCCCUCUUCACACCAUUCCUUCCCCAGCUCCAAAACCCCUCCCUGGUAUGAUCGAGCUCAACAGACUGCAGCUUCAUCAGCGAUCACCGGGUAUGCAUCUACCUGUACAGGUGAAACAGGAGCCUCUCAGUCCUUCCCCAGUUUGGCCUCCCUCCCCUCUCCUUCUCCAUCCUCCCUACUUCCCACCUCUCCACCACAGCCUCUUCCCAUACCCCUUCUUCAUGCCCAGCCCUGUAAUGCACCUCUCCCCUGGCGCCUUCUACCCCAGAGAGGGCCUCCGACCCGGUCAUCGUGCCCGUGACCGAGCUUCUCGAGGCGGGGCAACCAGCGCUGAGAAGCUGGGGUUGGACAUUCACGUGGAUGACAGUUACUAUGUCGAUGUCGGAGGUGACCAGAAGCGAUGGAAGUGUCGCAUGUGUGACAAGUCGUACACCUCCAAGUACAACCUGGUCACGCACAUCCUGGGCCACAAUGGCAUCAAGCCGCACGGAUGCCACUUGUGUGGGAAACUUUUCAAGCAGCUGAGUCACCUGCACACUCACCUGCUCACACAUCAGGGCAUGAGGCCCCACAAGUGCCAGGUGUGCCACAAGGCCUUCACCCAGACGAGCCACCUGAAGAGGCACAUGAUGCAGCACAGUGACGUGAAGCCAUACAGCUGCAGCGUGUGUGGCCGAGGCUUCGCCUACCCCAGUGAGCUCCGUGCCCACGAGCUGAAGCAUGAGAAAGGCCAGGAGAACGUGUGUGUGGAGUGUGGUCUGGACUUUCCCACACUGGCUCAGCUGAAGAGGCACCUGACCGCUCACCGCGGACCCACCCUGUACAGGUGUGCAGAGUGCCAGAAGACCUUCCAGUAUCCGAGUCAGCUUCAGAACCACAUGAUGAAACACAAAGACAUCCGACCAUACAUCUGCAGCGAGUGUGGGAUGGAGUUCAUCCAGUCACACCACCUGAAACAGCACACGCUCACUCACAAAGGCGUGAAAGAGCAUAAAUGUCGCAUCUGUGGGCGUGAGUUUACCCUGUUGGCCAACAUGAAACGCCAUGUCCUCAUCCACACCAACAUUCGGGCCUACCAGUGCCACAUGUGCUUCAAGAGUUUCGUCCAAAAACAGACUCUCAAGGCUCACAUGAUCGUCCACUCGGACAUCAAGCCCUAUAAAUGCAAGCUUUGUGGAAAGGAGUUCAACAGGAUGCAUAAUCUGAUGGGCCACAUGCAUCUGCACUCAGACAGCAAACCCUUUAAAUGCCUCUACUGCCCGAGCAAGUUCACGCUGAAGGGAAACCUCACCAGACACAUGAAGGUCAAACAUGGCGUCAUGGACAGAGGACUGGAUGAGAGACUGUUUAGGCAAAGGGGCCGUUUCUGCCUGACCACUCCGAUGGGCCUCCUCACCCACUUCAGACAAGAGGAGCCGUUUGACCUUUCCCAGAAAUCGCCAGGCCUGCCCAGCCUCCGUCUCGCCCAGUCUGACGGCGAGAGCGUCCCGGGGAGCUCAUGUCAAGAGGAGGAGGAUGAAGAGAGUUUGUACAGAAGGAGCCAGUACAGCCCGGAGGUGGACCAUCACGAGCCCGCAGGCGAGGAGCAGUACAACCCUAAGCUGGAGGAGAGAGGACAGGGAUCUCCAGGCGAGAAACAGACGUACCAGCAAAGUUUGACUCAUGACACGGGGGCUGUGGGAGAAGAAAAAACAUCAUCUGUAGAUCCCAGAGGUGACCAGGUGCAACUCCUGCAGUCAGAAACCUCCUGCGAAUCCGAUUCAGAGCCAGGUGAUGAGGAGGCGUACCCCCAUGAAACAGGCUACAGGCAGACAUGUGACUCAGAGAUGGAAGAUCUUCACAAGAGUUAGAUGAGCCAGAGCAAAGCAAACAGCAAUGAGAUGAUUUUUAUGAGGCGGUGAUCGAUGAGGAAGAAAGAAACCAGAGCGGUGUGAAGGCAGCUGAAUUUACAAGCACAGAGGAUGAAGAGGAGCAGAGAGAAUGAGGAAAAGUAGAGGAACAAUUGAGGAAGAUGCAGGUUUUGGGGGACGCUGAUGUUUUUUUGUUGUUGUUUCAGGACACACUCCCCUGAGGAGAGAGUAGUGAGUAGGUCUCUAAAUAUGAAUUAAAAAUUAAAGCUGUGAAGCAAACUGCAUGUACAGAACACAUUUAGCAGAAGGUUGUGAUUAGGAUGUGGCUUUUCAAUGAAUAAAAUAAAAUAAUGUUGCAGUGUUAACACAAAUAUGCAAUUUUGAUUUAACUUUGACUUGAUUUUUUUUGACUUGUUCAUUAGUGGGACAAGGAACUCAUCACAUUUAUAUGACAAAGGUUGAUUAAAUAAACAGAUUUUAUUUUAUGUCUAACGUUUAGAUUUCUUUUAACAUAACUUUGUUAGUUUUG